Molecule: messenger RNA, 4737 nt
Organism: Aspergillus luchuensis
Lineage: Eukaryota; Fungi; Ascomycota; Eurotiomycetes; Eurotiales; Aspergillaceae
Exons: 5
Coding region: 1-4737 (1578 amino acids)
Molecular function (GO): protein binding
Source: RefSeq, a predicted model, not a curated record
AUGUUUGACAAGCUAAAAAAGAAGCUACACCAUCACAAGAACAAAAGCCAUGCUGCCGCUGCACCUGAGUUGCCGAAGGCAGCUGAUGCGAGGGUACCUUUCCCUGGACUCGAAGAAGAGAAGAAACUCCCAACCAGGAAAGCUGCAAAUUUGUCGCACGCCGACCCACAGCCUGCACCACAGCCAAAUGCUUUUGCAAAAGAUCUCUGGUGGGACGCCCUCCAGAAACUGCCCGCUGCGAAGCAGACUCAACUGAAGAGCAUGGGCUUCGGAAAGAUCGGCUCGGGGGAAUCGGUCGAGACUGGUAUCGACGAUCUCGUGGAGGCUGUCAAUAAGAAGCAGGAAGAGUGUGAAAAGAAAUUCUGGCGUGUCUCAGUUGGAGAUAACGACAUCGUCCUGCGGAACUAUACAACGAAGAUCGUCGGUUGGGUGCAGAAAGCCGGUGAUAUUGCAAUCCAGUUCGCACCGCCGCAAGCUAGUAUGCCAUGGUCUGUUAUCAAGUCCCUCAUGCAGGUCCCCGUCAUUGAAGGGGAACAGAUGGCCGCCUUGCUAGGAGCCACUGAGAAGAUUGUUCGCAUCGUCAGUCGGGGACAAGUCUAUGAACAAGUGUACUUGUCAAAUGUCCCCGGUUCACCCGAAGAUAAACUAUCGAAGGGUCUGCAGGAUGCCUUAUUGAGGAUCUACACUACCUCGUUGGAGCUUCUAGCAGAUUCGGGCGGUCUCUUCUCUAAGAAUACUGCUCAUAGGACCCUUGAUGCGAUCCUGAACCCGGGAAAUGUUUCCAGCGGGCUCUCAGCUCUUGCACAGCAAGAAGAUGAGCUUCUUCGUGAUGUCCAAGCAUGUGAGACUCGACGCAGUGCAGCAGCAGAUGAUCGAAUGAUCGGGAUGCUUGACGCUCUGAAUGCUCCAUUAACACGAGUGGAUAAGAAUGUACAGACUCUUCUUGAAGGGAUGGAGAAGGAAGGGCGCAUUGCAUUGCUGGAAUGGAUUUCGUCGGUGCCGUUUGGUGACCAUCAUGGCAACGUGAAAGAGGGGAGGACACCCGGAACGGGUGAAUGGCUGCUACAAGACAGUAAUUUCUGUAGUUGGGAAGAAGCCAGCUCAUCUGGUAUUUUCUGGCUUCAAGGUUCUCCCGGUACGGGAAAGACGUACCUUACAUCGCGAGUCAUCGAUCUUUAUCAGAGCAUGCUGAGCGACCCUCCCAAAGAUGAGGGCUUCGCCUUCUUUUACUGCAACAGGAAUGAAGAGGAUCGUGGAAAGGCACUGUCUGUUUUCCGAAGCUAUGUGCGCCAACUUUCCACUACCCCGGCCAGUCCCGAAUCAAUCCAGACUGAGUUGAAGGAGGCAUGCUCGAAGGCUCGAGAAAGCGGAUCAAAGCUCAGCUUCGAAACCUGCAAGGAAUUAAUUGCUGAGUCUUUGAAAGUGUACCCGAAGACUACGCUGGUGAUUGACGCUCUCGACGAAUGUGACCCAGAAUCCCGCGAUAUCAUAAUUGAUGCGCUGAACACUCUUGUGUCUGAAACGAACAAUACCGUCAAAAUAUUUAUCUCAAGUCGACCUGAUCCGGAUAUCCAAGCUCUAUUGGUGGGGAGUACCAGUGUCGCUAUUCAAGCAAGUCACAAUCAAGCCGACAUCCAGAAAUUUCUCGAAAUACAACUGGACAACCUCGCCAGAAAGACCGCCUUCAUUGGCCGGAUGAAGGCAAAGAUCAUUGCUAAGCUUCUGGAAGGUUGCCAGGGAAUGUUUCAAUGGGCGUCGUUGCAGGUUCACCAAAUUUUCAGAUGUAGAACUGAGUCAAGCGCUUGGAAGCGGCUCGAAAACCUUCCAGAGGAUCUUCAGAAGGCUUAUGAUGAGAUAUGGAAUGAGAUUGAAGCCUUAGAGGAGCCAGACAAGACCCUCACUAAACGCGCGUUGACAUGGGUAAUGGCCGCACACAAGCCCAUGAAGACCAAUAUGCUCCUAUCUGCGAUCCGUGUUGGUUCAAAAGAUGACGAAGAAUUCUUGGCUGAUGAAAUUGACGAGCAAGGGUUACUAUCGCUUUGUAACAACUUCCUUGUGAUUGAUUCAAAGAUGGGGGUGUGGCGUUUCUCACAUGCUUCGGUCAUAGAAUACUUGGAAAGCAGGCACAGUUGGACCCUUCCUCAGGCACAUUGCCACGCCGCUACUGCUUGUCUCUCGUUUUUCAUCAACGUCUACGAGGAUGGUCUGGAAACUGUGCCCAAUGAAGAGCUGCAGGAGUUCUGGCGGAGCGAAGAGUCCAUUCCAGAUGGAAAGUUCGACAUCAUCGACAUACGGAACCCAUUUCACAUCUACAUUAGACACUACUGGGUCGUCCACGUGCACGGAUCCGGCUGUUUAGAAGAAAGCACGGUGGCAUCCCUUUUGAAGACCUUCCUCGGGGCUCCCGAUGACAGCAGUGUACAAUAUCGGACAUGGUACAGGCAAGUGCGGCUUGAUGCGAGCAUGAAGCCCCUUCUUGAUAACUCAACUGGCUGGGACAUCUCUGGCUUCGAUAGCAAUACCUUCAACUACUACCGCCCUCUCCGAGAACUUCUCUAUAUCAAAAUUGGGUAUAUUUGGGGGAGCGAACUAGAACCAGAAGAUGCCGCCGUUUUCGCCAUGUGUCGCUUCGCAUUUGACAAGAUUCUGUGGGGAUGGUGGGAAAACAGUGAUAUUAAUAUUUCCCGUCUGAACCAACGGGGCCACGACCUUCUCACGGUUGCCGCCAUAGGGGGUAGUGUGCCGAUAUGCCAGCACUUGAUCGCCAAGGGCGUCGAUGUCAACUUCCGGAUAGCCGCUGAGGGAGAUAACAUUGACUACGGAAAUGCUCUUGUUGCAGCAGCACAUAAAGGACGAACUGCAGCCGUCCGCUGUUUAGUGGAAUCCGGAGCCGACGUGAAUAUGUCAUACUCCUAUGGACAAGGGCGAUUUAGGAACGCACUGGUAGCUGCUGUGGAUGGGGGUCAUCUUGAAACCGUCAAGUAUCUGGUUCAGACGGCGAAGGCUGACCCCAACAUACCGCCAGAGGAUACAGAUUACCUGGGUUCUGCUCUGGGAAGAGCAAUUGUACUGAAAAACCAUGAAAUGGUCAAGUGCUUGGUGGACGCUGGAGCCGAUGUGAGUAAGCCGCUAGGGAGCAUUGACUACUACAGCGCCCUUGAGGCUGCCACUCACAAGGGGCAACUCAAGACUGUUAAGUACUUGGUUGAGAAGGGAGCCGAUGUAAACAUGGUUUCCCAACCGUGCAGCCUUGAAGGUUGCUUUCACCAUGGUACUGCCAUUGAAGCCGCAGCGCAUGCUGGAAAGAUCGACGUUGUCAGGUACUUGGCUCAAGAGGCACAUGCCGAAGUGAACGUAGCACAUUCUUAUGGCCAUGGCAGUCCUCUUGUAGCUGCGCUCGCAGGCGACAAGUCGAGGUGGGAUGGCGAUGAUGGAGCCGACGAGGAUGGUGUCGACUACCUGGCAACCGUCAGGUGUUUGAUCCACGAAGCAGGAGCUGACGUCAACUUACCACUUCGCUGUGGUGAAUAUGGCAGUGCUCUUGCAGCCGCAGACGAGCUUCACGAAGUCAAACUUUUGUUGGAAGCAGGAGCUGAUGUGAACAUGCCAUUGACCCAGGGUAAUUAUGGCAGUGCUCUUGCAGCUACCGUUGCAACGUCUAGAGACCCCGAGAUUCUGGAAGCUCUGCUAGAAGCGGGAGCCAAUUUGAAUAUGCCUCUUCCCGGUGGGGAAUAUGGCAGCGCCCUCGCUGCUGCAUCUGCGGAAAAUCAGACUGAGGCGGUCAAAGUCCUUCUACAAGCCGGAGCAGACGCAAAUAUGCAAAUUCCCUACGGAAGCUAUGGCAGCGCCCUUACUGCUGCGUCCGCAAAAGAUAAUACCGAGGUGGUAGGGAUCCUUCUAGAAGCCGGAGCAGACGUAAAUAUGCAAGUUACUGUUGGGGAAUACGGUAACGCCCUGAUAGCGGCGGCUUCAGGUUACGCUGCCACGGAAACAAUCGAGUGCCUUUUGAAAUCCGGUGCUGAUGUGAACGCACUGCCGACAGUUGGAAUUCAUGGAAGCGCCCUGGCAGCAGCAUUUGACUACGAUAUCACCAAGUGUCUGUUGGAAGCAGGAGCAAAUGUGAACGCGCAUCUGCCUCGUGGUGAUUAUGGAAGUGCUCUUGCAGCCGCAGCCUCCCGCAACUUAUCGGAUAUUGUGAGAACACUGAUGGAUGCAGGGGCCGAUGCCAACAUGCCACUACAGUCCGGAAAGUACACCAAUGCCUUUGAAGCAGCAAUUGAUGGAUGGGAUCUUGACAUCCUCAAGGCCUUUAUAGACGCAAAAGCAGAUGUUAAUCAGCCACUGAAGAAGCAAGACUACGGCAAUGCCAUCACCAAGGCUGCGAUGUCUGAGUAUGACAUUGACAAGCUUGAAUUUCUGAUCGAGGCCGGUGCAGACGUGAACCAGACCAACCCCGAGGCAGAAUAUGCGACUGCUCUGAUUGCUGCUGCGUUCUUUGGACUAAAGGAUUCGGCGAAGCGCUUGAUUGAGGCUGGAGCGGACGUGAAUAUCCAGUUGGAUAGAGCGCACCUCCCUACCGCUCUGCAGGCUGCUCAAAUUGCUGUCAUGAAGGAAGAGAUCGAGAAGUUCAAGACAUAUUGCUCCACGGAUGAGAGAGUAGCUGCGGAGGUUAAGGCAUUGGAGGAUGGGAGAGCUGAAGUAGCCGAGCUACUUCGUCAGCAUGGCGCGGCUUCUUGA